Hydractinia symbiolongicarpus is the source of this 3193-nucleotide messenger RNA. RefSeq names its product sorting nexin-27-like. NCBI's taxonomy places the organism in Eukaryota, Metazoa, Cnidaria, Hydrozoa, Anthoathecata, Hydractiniidae. Gene Ontology annotation, molecular function: phosphatidylinositol-3-phosphate binding; protein binding. Gene Ontology annotation, cellular component: early endosome. The transcript is spliced from 14 exons. The record is from RefSeq and is a predicted model, not a curated record. Gene Ontology annotation, biological process: signal transduction; intracellular protein transport. Bases 33 to 1721 code for a protein of 562 amino acids.
AUUUUUAGGAAAAUAACAACAUUCGAAAGAAGAUGGCCGACGAAAAGCCUGAUUUAGAAGACUCGAUGCAAGAUGAUGAUUCUUCUCCUGUUAAAGAUCCAUAUGGACCACGAGUUGUGAAAAUAAGAAAAGGAGAAAGAGGCUUUGGAUUUAACGUUCGUGGCCAAGUUUCAGAAGGUGGACAGUUACGAUCUAUAAAUGGAACUUUAUAUCCUCCUCUUCAAAUGAUAAGUGCAGUUUUGGAUGGUGGUCCAGCUGACAGAGCAGGUGUUCUUGUUGGUGACAGAAUAUUAAUGGUAAACAAUGAAAAUUGUGAGGGAGCAGAUCAUCGAAAAGUUGUCGAUCUGAUCAGACAAGGUGAAAAUGCAUUGACAAUGGCGAUUAUUUCAGUUACACCGAGUGAAGCCCGGAAACUUGAUGGGCCUGCUGAUGUUGUUGGUAGUAGAGAUUAUAUUGACUAUUCAGAAAGGAAAAGUGUUCCUAUCACAAUACCAGACUUUCGAACAGAAGACAAGAAUGGUGAAAAAUAUGUAGUUUAUAAUGUGUAUAUAUCGGGUUCAUAUGUUUGUGCUAGAAGAUACAAAGAAUUUGCAGCUCUACAUGCUGAGCUAAAAAGACGAUUUAGAGAUUACCCCUUUCCAAAGUUUCCAAGCAAGUGGCCAUUUUCAUUGUCUGAACAACAAUUGGAUGCUAGAAGACGUGGUUUGGAAUCGUAUAUUGAAGAAGUCGCUGCUGUGCGUGUUAUUGGUGAAUCAGAAAUACUAGAUGAUUUCUUGAAAGAAGAUGAGGAAACGACAACUUCUCCAUCACUGCAACAACAACAGCCACGACCAGUUGAAAAUCAAGAGGUGGAAUUUAAAAUAAACCUUCCAAACAAGUCUUCAUUGCUGUUGACAGUUUCAAAAAAACUACGAACAGCUAAAGUUUAUGAGGCUGUUGUGAAAAAGGCUGGACUUACAGAUUUUAGCGCCACUUUUUUUGGUUUAUUUGAAAUCGUUGACAACGGAUUUGAACGUAAACUCGAGGAUGCAGAAUUUCCACAUAGAAUUAUCACUAAAUAUGCGCAGAGUAAUGAUAGUCAUUUAGCUUUAAGAAAAUGGAUCUUUACAGUGUCAAGGGAGUUAAAGCUAACAGAAGAUACAAAAGCAUUAAAUUUAAUAUAUGGACAAGCUAUUGAUGAUAUCAGAAAAGGUCUUGUGCUACCUGGAGAUCAGAUUCAAAACAUAAAAGAACUUAAAUCUUCAAAUAAUAUAAAAGAAUUUUUGGAUGUUGCUCGCACUUUAGUGGGUUAUGGUACUGUCAAAUUUCCACACUGCAAAUGCGACGCUCGGAAAGAAGGACAUGUGAUUGUGACGUUUAGCAUAACACAUAUGUCGCUAAACGCCUGUUCAACAGAUGGUAUACCAGAGGAUCAAGAACAUGUAUUUAAUUGGGACGAAAUCACAAGUUGGGAUGCGGACACUGAAGCUAUGUGUUUUUGGUUUGAAUACCAAAAACCUGGGAAGAAAAAGAGACAAGUUCGAAUAUUUUCAAAAUUUUUUACAUAUAUGGGAAGUUGUGUUAUAAGAAUCAUGAUGGAACGUAGCUGGUGUAAAAAGGAUAAAAGCGGCAACCCAAUUUUACCUGAACUUAAGGAAUCUGGAACGAGUGUCAAUACUCAAGUUUCCAUAAAAAAAACGGAAAGCGACGCGAUAAAUGACAUCGACGAUGGAGAUUUAUAAAUUGCUGAUAGAGGACUCGACUCCACCUUUGUUCAUCGAUCAAAUAUUAUUGGUGCUAAGAAAGCGGUUUACGAACUGACUUGAGAAAAAAAUUUAUAAUACCUAAGAAAAUUAUUAAAUCGAUAAAAUAUAUCCAUUCGUGCAUAACUCGCACCAAAUAAAAAUGAAAUUGUUACGAUGGGCAUGUUCACACUCACAACAAAAAAUGACUGUUUUAGCAAUCCUGUUCACACUUACGGCAAAUAAAUCUGAUUUUAUUCUUAUGGUCAUGUUCACACUUGCAACAAAAAAAUCUGAUACUGUUUUGAUGAUUAUGUUCACACUCACAGAAGUUAAUUUAUAUUUUUUCCAUGAUGAUUCUGUACACGCCCGCGAAUGAUUCUGAUAUUGUUGUUUCCUUGUUGCGAUUAUCGUCUUUGCGCUGACUUUUGUUGGCGUUAAAUCACGUUAUUGGCGGCAAAUUUCGACAUAACAUUUAAACGUCGUGUCGAGAAUAUUACCUUAAAGCUAAAUUUUGUUUACGUGUGUGUGUGUGUUCUUUAUGUUUGUUUUUGUUUGUUGUACUUGUUUCAUAAUUACUUAAAGUUAUAUUUUUAAAUAUUUGAAAAAAAUCAAAAUCAAAAGCUAUUGAACUUUUCUGAUGUUCAUCUUUAAAGAUGAUCAAUAUCUUUACAGAGUGGCUCUACGGCGUUUUCAAGACUUGUUAGGGGAGAAUUACUUCUGGCCCCUGUGCUCAACCCUCCCCUUAACUGUCAAAAACGUACAUAGGACCCCCCGCAUAGAUAGUUAAGCUGAAUUUCUACUCAAGAGCAAAUCGAAUCAGAACGAAACGGAACAAGGAAAAUACUUUUUGAUUGGCCAUCUGCUAAUUAUUCUUUUUUUAUAUAUAAUUUUUCUCCUUCGUGUUGACAAGAAAAUUUGUUUCAUUUUGAAUCGGAACAGCAAGUGAAAGUAACCAAUCAGAUUGUCCGUUCCGAUUCGUUCGUUUUUGAGUGAAAAUUCACCUAAAAGUCCACGUGGUUCAUUUUCGGCGCACAGAUUUCAAAUCGUUGAGUUUAAAAUCAAAUUCUAGUUUUUACCACUCAACAACCAAGAUCUGCUUGAAUUACUAACCUCGUUUCCAGGGAUUUUUGUCUCUCAUCGGCGCUGCACGUGCAAAAAGAGACAGCAGGUCCUGGGAUCGAGAGUGCUUAAAUUACCUCUAAUGUAUUUUCUUUAUUUGAUAUUGAACACAAUUUUUCUUACUUUUAUUUUGGAUCCAAAUCUUGUUUUUUUCUCCUUUCUCUACAGCCAAGCCCAUUAAUUAGGGGUGAAGAAGGUUUAAUGUAUUUACGGGAUAUAAAGCGAUUUUUUCAGAGCAAUUUUUUCACCCAUUAAUUACGGCAGGCAAAGCAAUGAAAUAUAAUUUUCUUCAAUUAUGAAUUUAUAAAUAUUAUAAUGGUAUUUUUCUGUAAUAUACUUCUACUUCAUAA